Rhinocladiella mackenziei CBS 650.93 is the source of this 1101-nucleotide messenger RNA. RefSeq lists its product as uncharacterized. The record is from RefSeq and is a predicted model, not a curated record. The transcript is spliced from 3 exons. Gene Ontology annotation, molecular function: GTP binding. Bases 1 to 1101 code for a protein of 366 amino acids. NCBI's taxonomy places the organism in Eukaryota, Fungi, Ascomycota, Eurotiomycetes, Chaetothyriales, Herpotrichiellaceae.
AUGGCUGUCACUCUAGGCCCUGACGACAAAGUUAUUGCCCUGAUGGGUAUGACUGGAGUCGGUAAGAGUUCGUUCAUUCAAUUGUUCACACCUGAAUCUGUUGGAGUCGGCGAGGACCUGGAGUCUUUCACGAGUCAGGUAGCCGUCUUUCCGUGCCAGAUGCCAAACAGUAAUGAGAAAUUCUACUUGGUGGAUACCCCUGGCUUUGACGACAGCAACAGGCCCGAUCAAGAAAUUCUUCGUGAAGUCUCCAGUUGGCUCACCAAGACGUAUGCCGACAACAUCAAGCUUUCUGGAAUCAUAUAUCUCCACAGAAUCAUGGACGUCAAAUUCACCGGAGCAGCGGUGAGGAACCUGUCCAUGUUCAAGAAGCUUUGUGGUGAUGGCAACCUGGCCUCGGUCGUGCUCGCUACCACGUUCUGGAGCAAAGUCGACCCGGACACAGGAAAUACGCGUGAAAAUCAACUCAAAACAACACCCACCUUCUGGGGUACCAUGGUCAACCGAGGCAGUCAAGUGUUUCGGCAUGACUCGGCAGAAAAAUCCGGUGCUGCAAUUGUACAAUACCUCCUCGAUCGUCGACAAAAGCCCGUCUACACCAUUCAAGACGAAAUGGUCAACGAGAAGAAGACGCUUGAAGAAACAGCGGCCGGGACCGAGGUACAGACUGAGACGGACAAAGUGAUUCGCAAGUAUGAGCAGACGAUUGCAGACCUCAAGCAAGAGAUAGCGGAAGCCACCCAGACCCACAACGAGGCGAUGCGCCAGGAGCUGGAAAGAGAAAAGAGAGAGCAUGAGGAGUUCAUCCGCAAGAUACAGCAGGAGCAGGAGAAGAUGAAGGUGGGCGACUAUGCGCUGUGGCAGCAGCGCGAGAUGGAGCGCGAGCAGGAGCGCCAGGAGAACAAGCACCGUAUGGAGGCCUUGAUGGAGCAGAUAUCCCACAUGGCCAAAGCCGACGGGGACAGGCAGCAGAAAGUGGCCGAGCUGGAAAAACAACUUGGGAUUGAGCGAAUGAAGUACCAGACGCUGCAGCGGUCCAAAUUCUCCGUCAGAUUCAAAACUAUGCUGGAGGAAAUCGGCGACUUUUUCCGCACGCUAUGA